Molecule: messenger RNA, 1019 nt
Organism: Marasmius oreades (fairy-ring Marasmius)
Lineage: Eukaryota; Fungi; Basidiomycota; Agaricomycetes; Agaricales; Marasmiaceae
Exons: 4
Coding region: 106-900 (264 amino acids)
Biological process (GO): transcription by RNA polymerase I
Source: RefSeq, a predicted model, not a curated record
AGGAGUACCAGGCUGUACUGGUACAGCAAAGCACGACUAUCUUCUUUGCCCAGUACAGAUCGGCUAGCCAGGCUAACAACGCGCUAGUACCACCUACAUCGCCUGAUGCCUUCUUCCUCGGACGAGUCUUCAUCAUCAGGUAGUACAACCUCCGUUCAAAAAAAAUGGAAAGGAAAAAUGAAAGGAAAAGGAAAAGUGAACAAGGAAAAAUCGACGGACAAAUCUCAAGAUCCCAGUUGGGCAUACAAACCGCCUCACAAAUAUAGUGCGAUGAAGGAUGUACAUGAUGAGGACGAGUGGGAUUGGGAUACUUUUCAAGGGAACAAGGACCUUGAACUUUGGUUAAUUCGGGUUCCAGACGGUGUAAAACCACAACAUCUAGAAAAUGUUUCUAUCCAAGGUCUAUCCAAUUCCAAAGACCCGAAACUUGGAACAAUAAGCUCGAAGCAAGGGAAAUAUGAUAUAUAUGAAUACAGAGAUGCCGACCCCCCUGUAGGAGGCGAAGAAAUCAAGAAUAUAUCAUGUCUACUUCCACGAAGAGGCAAGAAGGAUGAACUUCGUCUGGCUCCCAGGCCAAUAGCACGCCGCCUAGUCGUUUCAUCUCAUGAAGUGAAGGCAACGCCGAUAGAUGACGAGGCAGCGAUCGAGCUCAUGAAUCCUAGACGCUUCUCGUACUCGAAAGAAAUGCUCACGCAUAAGUUCAUGCCCUAUGGAUCCCAUCUACCCACACCACCGGAGGAUGUUGAUAUGGACGUUGAAGAAAUUCAAGCACGUCCCCCUGAGCCUGAACCCAAGAAGCCGAAGAAUGCGGAUGGUUCAAGAACCAAGGGCAAGCGUAAAAAGAUGGCAGAAGAGACUUCCAGUCCCAAGAAGUCAAAAAAAGUCAAGAGGGCGAAGUGAACUUGAAGCACACAUUCCGGGAGUGCUCCGUCCUGAGCUAGCUUAUCUAUUGAUUAGAUAUUUUAUUUUGAAAUUGAGAACUUGGCCGUAUGAUCAGUAAAUACAGUUCACUGUUACAC